GAGGAUCGUCUUCACAACUUCAGAGUCAAGGUGUUUUGUGAGUUAAUCGGGUUUUAACUUUGACGAUAAUGAGGAUUGUGGCGGUUAUUCCGAUUGUUAUGGUGGUUAUUAGUCAGGUUAAAGCUAGACCAGAACCUCCAGGUUACAGUUAUAGUGCCCCAAGUGGUCCCGUUUCCAGUUAUAACCCCCCGAGUACUAAUUACGGCGCCCCAGCCCCAAAAUACGGACCCCCGGCUCAACCCCCAACCGUCCAUAAACACGUUUACGUCCACGUCCCACCUCCAGAACCAGAAUAUCAUGCCCCAAGAAAACCAAUCGAAUUCGCCCCCGCUCAAAAACAUUACAAAAUCAUCUUUAUUAAGGCACCAACCGCUCCAACUCCAACAGCUCCAGUAAUUCCAGUUCAACCACAAAACGAAGAGAAGACUUUGGUUUAUGUGUUGGUGAAGAAACCGGAAGAACAACCGGAUAUCGUGGUUCCUACUCCGGCUCCUACGCAACCAAGUAAACCGGAAGUUUACUUUAUCCGUUACAAAACUCAGAAAGAGGAAGGAUAUCCCGAUAGAGUACCAAGCCCUCAAUAUGGAGCUCCAAAUCCCCCAUCAUCAUCUUACGGGGCUCCUUAAUUCUCUUAAGGUUGUUAUAGGAUUACGAAAAAAUUGUAAAUAUUUAUAUUAAGUAUCGAAAAUAAUCUGAAAUUUUUUAUCUCAUUGUGUAUUAACUAAGUAUUGAGAGUUAAGUAUUAAGAAUUAAAUAUUAAGAGCAAAGAUAUAAAAAAAACGGUGAUAAAUGAUAGCUUUAUACAAAUACAAACUUAAUGUUUCGUUUAGAUUUAAUUAGUUAAAUUCGUAGCUCGUGUGGUUCUUACAUUAUUAUAAUUAUUUUUUUAAUAAAGUUUGUUUUUAAUUUUUUACAUAACGUUUUUAAGAACUAAGGAUUUCGUUAAUCCCAACGAAAAAGUUAUAUAAGCGAAUCUAAUUCACACUUUUUAUAUUCUUGGGUAUAGGAGGAUCAUAAAAUAUAUAACAUUUUACGUAA
Molecule: messenger RNA, 1038 nt
Organism: Onthophagus taurus
Lineage: Eukaryota; Metazoa; Arthropoda; Insecta; Coleoptera; Scarabaeidae
Gene: TwdlE
Product: TweedleE
Biological process (GO): chitin-based cuticle development
Cellular component (GO): chitin-based extracellular matrix
Molecular function (GO): structural constituent of chitin-based larval cuticle
Source: RefSeq, a predicted model, not a curated record